Molecule: messenger RNA, 2797 nt
Organism: Clarias gariepinus (North African catfish)
Lineage: Eukaryota; Metazoa; Chordata; Actinopteri; Siluriformes; Clariidae
Gene: srpk3
Product: SRSF protein kinase 3
Exons: 16
Coding region: 7-2415 (802 amino acids)
Biological process (GO): protein phosphorylation; regulation of mRNA processing; spliceosomal complex assembly
Molecular function (GO): ATP binding; protein kinase activity
Source: RefSeq, a predicted model, not a curated record
CUGCGCAUGCGCGAAUUACCCUCCACCGCGUCGGAGAAAACGCGUGCGCGCGCACUGACAGCUGUCCCAAUGAUAUCUACUGACGUGUCCAGUGGUAACACAAUACCGCAGAACAACCGAACGAAAAAGCCGAAAAAGAAGAAGAAACACCGCAAAGUGACCACAGAGGUGAUUCCUAGUGUUGAGCUCGGGCCCCAGAUCCAGACCUCAGAUGAUGUGUGUCACAUCCUCACUAUUCACAGAGCCACCACUCCACCAGACACACCACCCUCUCCUCCUCUCAAUCUCUCUCAGAGCCCUCCAGACCUUCAGCCUGUAGCUCCAGAUGGCCAUGCUAUACCUCCAGACAUUCACCCUAUGGCUCCAGACGUUCAUGCUAUAUCUCCAGACGCUCACCCUGUACCUCCAGACAUCCAUGCUGUACCUCCAGACAUUCACCCUGUAGCUCAAGACGUUCAUGCUGUACCUUCAGACGUUCACCCUGUGGCCCCAGAUGUCCAUGCCUUAGCUCCAGACCUUCAACACGUAGCGCCAGACCUUCAACACGUAGCGCCAGACCUUCAACCCACAGCUCCAGUCCAGCGCUCAGCCCCGAUCACGGUCCCCGUUACAGCGCUUCCUUCUCCAUACAUCCUCUCAUCAUCAGAAGCAUCCAGCGCUUCUAUACCUCCUUCACUGGGCCUACCUUCUGCUCUCUCCAGCACUCCUCCUACUCAGAUCGCCCCUUCCCCACUAACGUCUCCACCUCAGGCUCUCAGCCCACCUCCGCCCGAUUUCACCCCCCCGCCCGCAGAGCUCCUCGGAUCUGACGACGAAGAGCAGGAGAAUCCUGGAGACUACUGUAAAGGCGGUUAUUACCCAGUAAAGAUCGGAGACCUGUUUAAUGGCAGAUAUCACGUAGUCAGGAAGCUGGGAUGGGGUCACUUCUCUACCGUGUGGCUCUGCUGGGAUCUUCAGCGGAAACGAUUUGUGGCCCUAAAGGUGGUUAAGAGCGCUCCACAUUACACAGAGACUGCACUGGAUGAGAUCAAACUACUGAAAUGUGUUCGAGACAGCGACCCCACAGACCCUAAACGGGAGACGAUAGUUCAGCUCAUCGAUGACUUCAAGAUAUCCGGAGUCAAUGGUGUUCAUGUGUGUAUGGUGCUGGAGGUGCUUGGGCACCAGCUGCUUAAAUGGAUUAUCAAGUCCAACUACAUGGGCCUGCCUCUGGUGUGUGUGAAGAGCAUCCUCCGUCAGGUUCUGCAGGGUCUGGAUUACCUGCACACCAAGUGUAAGAUCAUCCACACCGACAUCAAGCCAGAGAACAUCCUGCUCGACGUGACGGACGUGUACGUGAGGCGCCUGGCUGCUGAGGCUACGCUGUGGCAGAAAGCUGGAGCUCCGCCUCCGUCUGGCUCCUCUGUUAGCACGGCUCCAAGGGACAAACAGACGGGCAAGCUGUCUAAAAACAAAAAGAAGAAGCUGAAGCGGAAGGCGAAGCGGCAGCAGCGGUUGCUGGACGAGAGGCUUCAGGACCUGCAGAGGAUGGAGGAGCUGGACGGACUCGCCCCACCGGAUAGUUGUGGAAAUGCCCGGAUGCUCUGGAAGCUCAGCGAAAACGAGGACGAGACGGAAACGCCCGCACAGAUGAGCAGUAACGGGUAUCACGCACCGGGCAUGAAGGGUAGUCCGGAGUCCGGAUCAUCAUGUUGCGAGGACGGAUAUAACGGCUACGGGCCUCUCCGUUUCUCCAGCCCUGGAUCUGCUCUCUCUGGCACGUCAAGCUCCAUACUGUCUGCUACCUCCGAGUCUGCACUUUCCACACUGUCUGGGUACUCUACAGAACGAGACAGCCAGAGAUCCGGCUUCUCCCCAAACACGUUCAGUGCAGCGGAUUUCCUGGUGAACCCCCUUGAACCGCAGAACGCAGAUAAAAUCUGCAUCAAGAUCGCAGACCUGGGCAACGCCUGCUGGGUGCACAAGCACUUCACUGAGGACAUUCAGACACGCCAGUACCGAGCAGUGGAGGUGCUGAUCGGGGCCGAGUACGGUCCGCCAGCAGACAUCUGGAGCACGGCGUGUAUGGCGUUUGAGUUGGCCACAGGAGACUAUCUGUUUGAGCCUCAUUCAGGCGAAGACUACACUCGGGAUGAAGAUCACUUGGCUCAUGUCAUUGAACUCCUGGGUGCCAUCCCCACUCAUUUCGCUCUCUCAGGCAGAUAUUCACGAGAGUACUUCAACCGCAGAGGUGAGUUGCGGCACAUCAGUAACCUGAAGCCGUGGGGUUUGUUCGAGGUGCUGCUGGAGAAGUACGAGUGGCCGCUGGAGCAAGCGGCUCAGUUCAGCGACUUUCUUCUCACCAUGCUGGAGUUCGUACCAGAGAAACGAGCUACUGCGGCACAAUGCCUGCAGCACCCCUGGUUAAACUCCUAACACGCACACAUACACAGACUUUGUGCAGUUUUGGUAACCAGUGCACAGAUUUGAAACACUUUUCAGUCGGUAUUAAGGCUUAAAAGGAAAAAAAAAAAAAAAGCCAGAAGGAACAGUAUCAUGAGCACAGUUUUCUUAGCUAGAACCUCAAAUCUGUCAUUUUUAUAACUAUUUAAAAAGAAGCCUUGAUCUCUCUCUACACGGUGCAGAUGGAAGUCCGAGGCGUGUGUGCGUACGUGCGUGAGGGGGGGUCGACGGUUUUCAUCCUCCGGUGUGUCAUCUCAAUGUGUAGGACGGUCAUACGGUUUAUAUUUUACAAUAGUGCCUUGAUGCCCUAAGCUUCAAACAAACAGAAACAAAAGAAAUAUAGAUAAAUAUAUAU